Struthio camelus australis is the source of this 5302-nucleotide messenger RNA. Lineage: Eukaryota; Metazoa; Chordata; Aves; Struthioniformes; Struthionidae. The record is from RefSeq and is a predicted model, not a curated record.
UGUCCAUUGGCUGGCAUGCGCUCUGUCCCCCCCCUGCCGCAAGAGCGUCAUUCCGACCGUUGGAAGCGGCCUUAUGGAAGGAAACUGCGUCUCGCUGACCAGGAUACUACGUUCGGCCAAAUUAAGUUUAAUUCAGUUUUUUAGCAAAAUGAAAAAGUGGAUGGACAUGUCAAAUCUACCACAGGAGUUCCGAGAGCGAGUAGAGAGGCUGGAGAGAAAUUUUGAAGUGUCAACUGUGAUUUUCAAAAAGUUUGAACCAAUAUUUUUGGAUGUAUUUCAAAACCCUUACGAAGAAACUUCUAAACCACAACGAAGCAGGAAACAGAGACGGGUACCGUGCAGCGUUAAAGAUCUCUUCAACUUCUGCUGGACUCUCUUUGUAUAUACUAAGGGUAAUUUCCGUAUGAUUGGAGAUGAUUUAGUAAAUUCCUAUCAUUUACUUCUGUGCUGCUUGGACCUGAUUUUUGCAAAUGCCCUUUUGUGUCCAAAUAGAAGAGAUUUGCUAAAUCCAUCGUUUAAAGCUGUUUUUGCCUCCCCCCUCCCCCGAUCUUCCUCCUCCUUGUUUUCAGGCUUACCUGUGGACUUCCAUGCAACAGAGAUCAAAGCCUCAGAAGAGCCUCCUUGCAUCAUUGCCACCCUAUGUGAGCUACAUGAUGGGCUUUUAGUAGAAGCAAAAGGAAUAAAGGAACACUACUUUAAACCAUACAUUUCAAAACUAUUUGAAAGGAAGAUCUUAAAAGGAGAAUGUCUACUGGAUCUAUGCAAUUUUGCAGAAAAUAACAAAGCAUUGAAUAAAGAAUAUGAAGAAUAUGUUCUAACAGUGGGUGACUUUGAUGAGAGGGUUUUCCUAGGAGCAGACGCUGAAGAAGAAAUUGGCACUCCUCGGAAGUUUCCUGCUGAUAUGCCAGUAGGGAAACCAGCAGCAAGAGCUCAUGUAGAGUGUCAUCUUCAGCAGCAUUUUGAAAAGAAAAGGUCAUUUGCACCUUCAACUCCACUGACUGGAAGAAGAUACCUGAGAGAAAAGGAAGCUGUCAUCACUCCUGUUGCUUCAGCAACACAAAGUGUGAGCCGGUUGCAGAAUAUUGUGGCUGGAUUGAAAAAUGCACCAAGUGAACAACUUACAGCUAUUUUUGAAUCUUGUGCACGGAGCCCUAUGGAAAGCAUCAUGAACAGAGUGAAAGAAAUAGGUGAAACUUUCUGUCGGAGCUACACUCAGUCAACAGAUGAACAACCAGGAUCUCAUAUAGAUUUUGCUGUAAACAGAUUAAAACUGGCAGAGAUCUUGUACUUUAAAAUCUUGGAGACUAUAAUGGUACAAGAAACACGAAGACUGCAUGGGAAGGACAUGACUGCUCUCUUGGAACAAGAUGUCUUUCACCGUUCCCUGAUGGCAUGCUGCCUGGAGAUUGUGCUUUUUGCCUAUAGCUCACCUCGGACCUUUCCCUGGAUCAUUGAAGUUCUUGACCUCAGGCCUUUCUAUUUUUAUAAGGUAAUUGAAGUACUGAUUCGGUCUGAGGAAGGUCUUUCCAGAGACAUGGUGAAACAUCUCAACAGCAUUGAGGAACAAAUUCUUGAGAGUCUAGCCUGGACUCGAGAGUCAGCGCUCUGGAAUGCUCUCCAGGCUUCAGAAAACAAGGUCCCAACCUGUGAAGAAGUAAUAUUUCCCAGUAAUUUUGAAGCAAGCAAUGGAGGAAGUGGGCUUGGGCAUUUGCCUAUGAUGCCAAUAUCUCCUAUAGUUCAUCCUCGAGUAAAAGAGGUUCGGACGGAUCUUGGUGGGAGUUUAAGACGGGACAUGCAACCAUUGUCACCCAUCUCUGUUCAUGAGCGCUAUAGUUCUCCUACAGCUGGAAGUGCUAAGAGAAGGCUCUUUGGAGAUGACAACCCAAAAGAAAUGCAGAUGGAGAAGAUUUUGACUGAAGGAACUAAGCUCACAAUUGCUCCAGCUUCAAGCAUUGUUGCUGAAAAUGUCUCAGUUUCUCCUGGGCAAACAGUACUGACCAUGACAACAGCUACAAUAGCAGGGAAAACGGGACAGAAAGUUACCAUCCCACUGCAUGGUAUUGCAAAUGAGAUGGGUGGGAUCACAUUGAUACCCAUUUCAAUGAAUUUAGGUCAGCCGUCUAAAAUGGAGGCUCAGGCUCCCAGCCAGCCUCAGGUGAAUCAAGUGCAAGAAGUACAUCUGUCAUCAGGAAGCAAACCAAAGAAAACAGGAUCCUUGGCACUGUUUUACAGAAAGGUGUAUCAUUUGGCAAGCGUGCGCUUACGUGAUCUGUGCUUAAAACUGGAUGUUUCCAAUGACUUGCGCAGGAAGAUAUGGACUUGUUUUGAAUUCACACUGGUUCAUUGCGCUGAUCUAAUGAAGGACAGACACUUGGAUCAGCUUCUUCUCUGUGCUUUUUACAUCAUGGCAAAGGUAACUAAAGAGGAAAGAACUUUUCAGGACAUAAUGAAAAGUUACAGAAAUCAGCCACAAGCAAACAGCCACGUUUAUAGGAGUGUCUUAUUGAGAAAUAUUUCUGCAGAUGUCCCAUCGGACAAAAAUGCAGACCAAGAUGUAGAGAUGACAGUUGCAAGAUCUGCAACAGAGAACUCCAGUGAGUCAGGAGCAGAGGAGAGAGGUGACCUUAUCAAAUUUUACAAUGCAGUCUAUGUAGGAAGAGUAAAGUCUUUUGCACUGAAGUACGAUAUCACAAACCAGGAUCAUGUACUUCUAUGCAAACUUGGCCUCUUUCAGAUGGAAGCCCCUCCCUUGUCUCCAUUCCCGAACAUUAAGCAACAACCGGUAUCUCCUCGGCGGAUAUCUCAACAGCACUCUGUUUAUGUUUCGCCUCACAAGAAUGGUGCCUGCUUGACACCUCGAACUGCUCUACUGUAUAAAUUUAAUGGGAGCCCUUCUAAGAGUUUGAAGGACAUCAACAAUAUGAUAAAACAAGGUGAACAAAGAAGUAAGAAACGAGCAAUAACAAUUGAUAGUGACACUGAAUCCCCUACAAAACGACUCUGCCAGGAAAAUGAUGACGUUCUACUUAAGCGUCUCCAGGAUGUUGUCAGUGAAAGAGCAAAUCAUUAAGACUGCCAGUUUUCUGUGGGAUCUAAAAGCUAUGGAGUUCAAUACAACUCUCAUGCUGUUUAUUUCUUGCUUUUCAGCCAUGUUGUAUGCAGACAGCUGCCAAAUUUUUUUUAAACAUUGAACUGUUGCCUGACUUGCACAGGAUGCAAAAAGAAAAGGUGAAGCAGUAACUGGCAGAGAAUAAGUAUGAUCUUUAUUUUUGUUCCCAAAGAACAUACUGUGUUAGAAGUUACUCUGUUUGAGCUGUUUUAGCAAAAGACUGAUCUGUAGAAAGCUGUGUUCGAUGUUCUCUAGCCUAAUUUAGAGCAUCUGAGUUCUGAGUGUGACUCAGCUUCUAAUAAACAGUGGUUUUAUUUUUGGAAUAAGGAUGUUCAGGAAAUAAGCGAAAUCAGUUAAUUUUCUCAAGCUUUUGGGAUUUGUUUGGGGAAGAAACUUUAAAAGUGCCUUAUUUUAAAAGAGCGUGAAAUUCUAUGCAUUAUUUUAAUGUGAAGUAAAUGGAGUGGAGAACAAACUGAUCAUUUAACCUCAGUAGGGGGUUUAAACAGCUUUGAACUGUAUGACUUCAUGUGCUGAGCUCCAUCUCCUCUCAGAACUUCAGCAAAAGUGAACGUUAUGGCGUGGAUCAGACAGCUUUUACGUUAAGGCAGAAACCGCAAAGUAUGAACAGCAGCGGUGUAAAUGGGACACUGAUAAAGCCCUGAGAUAUGUUUCAGUUAGUCCGAAUUAUCUUUCUUCAGAGACAGUGGAUGCUGCCAUGGGAGCUGCUGCUUUCCGGUUGGAAACUUGAUUGCAGUUCUGCUGUAUAAGCUGUUCAUACAUAUUUUGUCUUAACUGUGGAAAAAGUACUGGGCGGUUACAGUUCAAAGCAAUUUGGGCUUUGGCCAGCUUACAGCAGUUUUAAUGUGCAAAUUCAUUUAACAAACUGUAUCUCUUAAUUUUAUUUUCUCCUGAAGACUCUAGUCUCUUGUUGUGUAGUAUCUACACUGAAUGUAAGCCCAAUCAGAUAAGGCAUGUUUGUAUAUAUGAUUUCUAUAGGUAUUAAAGGUGUGGAUUCAUUGGAAAUGUACAAAUUCCAACAUCUAAUUCCAAGUUGUUAUUGCUAAGGUAUUUGAUAGGGUUUAUUUUACCAAAAUGGAGAAAAGUCAAGGUUUGUUCAUUACUGUAUAUCAGUAGUUUGAUCUUAUAUCAUAACUGCAUUUAUGAUUAGAGCCAUACAGAAACUUCUCAGCACUGUAUUUUUCAAUUCUAUAUGUGUGUAUUAAAAAAAAAAAAAUUUUUAACAAUUACAUAGGACUUGUGUAAAGAGCUCUAUUCACUUUAUUGUUUGGUUUGUUUAAUACAUGCCACAAGAUCUGCUGUGCCUCUGUUCAUGAGAAGAUACUUUUAUGAUCUCAGAUAAUCUCAGCUAAUGAAUCUGGCCAGCAACGAUGUAGGAAAAAUGUAUUUAAAAGUGUACGUGUGCAAGGACUCUAAAACUUAGCAGUGAAUAGGAAGUUUACAAAUGCUAUAAUUCAUUUUUGAAUUAUUAAUUAUUUACUCUUUCAUUUUGGUAGAUUUGGAAAAAGGUGCUUAUCUCUUUGAUCACCAGGAGCUGCAGUAUGAGGCAGUGGCUAUGCAAUACCCUAGGUUUAAUGCAGGUUAUUCUGUUGAGUUCCUUUAUUCAUUUUGAACAUUUGGCUCCAGAUCUUGAGAUAAAAAGCACAAGGGAAGCAACCUUUUCAUCCUCAUUUGUUCACCAAUGCUGUUAUACAUUGAAUGGUUAUAGUCAUAAUUCAGUCCUGAAAAACCUCCUGUGGGGAGGAAACGGGGAGUCUUGAUUUCGCCUUAUGCAUUCUGUUUUAUUUGCGUGGAGGGCUGCAUGCUUUCUGGAUGAUGUGGUUAACAUCAGCCUUAACAUAAGCAUAAGUCUCUCAGCAGUAUUGUAUCAUGAGAACUUAGUCGAUUUGGUUUUAUUUUAACAUCGUGUGCAGAUCUUUUUUCUUCCUGCUCACCACACUGUUCUAGUAUUCCCUGAAAUUGUGGAAAAAUGAUGGUAAAAUUCUUAUUAGUUGUCAUUAGGCAUAUUGUUUUUUCAUUAGAAAAAUUAAUGUACAACAACUGAGUGCAGUUCAGGUUUUUUCAUAAUAGAUUUGGCCCUUUUUAGGUGCUAAUAGAAAGAAGCAUUUUUUGGACUUGUUAAACAACUGAAAUAACUAUAAGCUUAUGUGACAAUUUUAUAACGGUUUAAAAGUG